AUGAAAAUCUUAGAUGAAGUGAAUCCAUAUGUUAAGAACUUCAGAUCAGCAGGAGAACGAUUUAAUACUAAUCCUCAAGAAGCUUUUCAUAUGAGGAUCAUAAGUGAUCGUCUAAAGGAUGGCCGAACAUACAACACACCAACAACAUCAGAAGUUGCAGCUUUGAUUCCUAGAGAUUUUAAUCUUGAUAUGGAUAAAAGGGAUAUAGUGCUUCAGAAACAUUCUGGAAAAUUAAUGAGGAUUAAUGAGAUACAUCCCUCAUAUCUAGCACUGCAGUAUCCUCUAUUAUUUACAUAUGGAGAAGAUGGAUUUAGGCUUGGUAUUCAGAAAGGAGUAACAGAAGCUACUAAGAAGCUGAAGAAGCAGACAAUUAGUAUGAGGCAAUAUUAUGCUUUUCGUCUUCAUGAGCGUAGGAAUGAGUCGCACACUCUUUUAUAUGCUAGGCGUCUGUUUCAGCAAUUUGUUGUGGAUGCCUUCACAACUAUUGAGUCUAACCGUCUACGAUAUCUCAACUUUAAUCAGUCAACUUUGCGAUCUGAUAGUUAUGACUCUAUCAAACAGUCAGAGACUGCAGGAAAAAUCGAUAUGCAUGACCAAGGAACUGAAUUUGUGUUGCCAGCUUCUUUCACUGGUGGUCCAAGAUAUAUGAAGAACAAUUAUUUGGAUGCUAUGACCAUUUGUAAGCAUUUUGGAUUUCCGAAUCUGUUCAUCACUUACACAUGCAAUCCUAAAUGGCCAGAGAUCACCAGAUUUCUAGGGAAAAGAAAAUUGAAGGCAGAGGAUAGAUCAGAAAUUUUUUCUAGGAUCUUCAAAAUGAAACUUCAAUCACUCACGGAUGAUUUAACAAAGAAGCACAUUCUUGGGAAGACUGUUUCAUGUAAGUAGAUAUUUUUUAUUUCUUUAAUUUCAGCAUUAGUGUUCGAUUUUUUCCUCUUAAUUGGUUACAUACACUAACUGGUCUUUUAAACCUAAUUUUACAGCCAUGUACACUAUUGAGUUUCAGAAACGUGGUUUGCCGCACGCACAUAUUUUGCUAUUCAUGCAUCCAGAAUUCAAGUUUCCCACCACAGAUGACAUUGAUAAAAUAAUUUGUGCGGAAAUCCCUAAUAAAGACGAAGAGCCAGAGCUAUAUGAUGUGAUUAAAGAUAUGAUGAUGCAUGGUCCUUGUGGAGCUGCUAAUAUGAAUUCACCAUGCAUGGAGAAUGGACAAUGUACAAAGUUAUAUCCCAAACCAUAUGCUGCAAAAACUAGAGUUAAUAGAGAAGGAUUUCCCGUUUACAGAAGGCGCGAGGAGUCUGGAAGAUUUGUGCUAAAGAAUGGGAUGAAAUGUGACAAUCGAUGGGUAAUUCCUUACAAUAAGAAACUAUCUCUUCGUUACCGAGCUCAUAUCAAUGUUGAAUGGUGAAACCAAGCUGGUUCUAUUAAGUACUUAUUUAAGUACAUUAAUAAAGGACAUGACCGUGUGACAGUCGCUGUGGAACCACCUGACCAUGUAGUUAUGAACCAGCUUGAAACCGCAGGAGAAAAUGUAGAAAAGAAAAAUGAAUUCAAAGAUUUCUUCGACUGCAGGUAAUGGACAUUGCUAUAUUUAUACAUAUCACAAAUUCGUUUAUAACUCAUUGCUGGUGAAAUAUUUAGUUAUUUUAAAACAAAUCAUUUUUUGGUAGAUAUGUUUCGGUAUGUGAAGCUGGUUGGAGAAUUUUUCAGUUUCCAAUUCACUUUCGAUCUACAGCAGUUGAGAAGCUUAUUUUUCAUCUACCUGGAAAGCAACAUGUUAUUUUCAGAGGGAAAGAUAAGAUGGAAGCUGUUGUCAAUAGGAAGCGCAUUGAGAAUACUAUGUUCUUAGCAUGGUUUGAGCUGUGUAAAAUUGAUGCGUUUGCUAGAAAUCUCCUCUAUGCCCAAAUUCCCAACUUUUAUACUUACCAAAAGAAGCUAAAGAAGUUUACUAGGCGGAAAAGAGGAUUUAGCAUUGGCAUGAUAAAUUAUGCUCCCAGUAAGCAGGAAGAUGCUUAUUAUUUGCGUGUGUUGUUGAAUGUUGUUAGAGGGCCUACUAGUUAUGAAGACAUUAAAACCUUCAAUGGUGUUAUAUAUCCUGAAUACAAAGAUGCAUGUUUUGCUCGUGGGUUAUUAGAUGAGGAUCAAGAGUACAUUGACGAUAUAGUGAGGAGAAGUUUUGAGAGCUUUGGAUGUGAUCUGCGACAUGUGUUUGUUAUGAUGCUGAAUAAUAAUACCUUAUCUAUGCCAUAAACAGUAUGGGAAAAUACUUGGCAGAUUUUGUCUGAAGAUAUUGAGCAUAAUCGGCAGAUUUAUUUCAACAGACCAGGUUAGAAUUAUGUAUUUUUGUGUUGUGCUAAUUUCAGAAUCUGUUCAAACGAACUUGGACCUAAUUUUUGAUUACAAACUGUGCUAAUUUAGGUUUUUGAUCUUUUUUGUAGAACUUUUGUUAAGUGAUGAGGAGAAAAAGAAGUUUGCUUUACAAGAAAUUGAGAAGCAUCUGAGGCGAAAUGGAACUUCUCUUGCAAACUUUACUUCUAUGCCACAACUUCCUCCUACAGACGAUACUGAUUCAAAUGUUUUGAUAUUAGAUGAGCGGAGUUAUGAUCGUCAAGCACUGGUAGAAACUCUUGAUAGAGACGUUCAGAAGAUGACAGAUGAACAGAGGAAAAUUUUUGAUGAAAUUCUUGAUGCCGUGAAUGAAGAAAGAGGUGGAAUGUUUUUUGUUUACGGAUUUGGUGGUACUGGGAAAACUUUCAUGCAGCUAUUCGUUCUAAAGGAGAUAUUGUUCUUAAUGUUGCAUCAAGUGGAAUCGCCUCUUUGUUGUUAAAAGGGGGAAGGACUUCUCAUUCAAGAUUUGGCAUACCACUUAGCCCUGAUGAGUUUUCUUCGUGUACUAUGACUCCUGGAUCAGAUCAAGCUAAUUUAGUAAAAGAAGCAUCACUCAUUAUAUGGGAUGAGGCCCCUAUGAUGAGUAAGCAUUGUUUUGAAGCUCUAGAUAGGAGCAUGUCUGAUAUUAUGGGGAAGCAUAGAACUAAACCUUUUGGUGGGAAGGUUGUAGUGUUUGGAGGUGAUUUUCGACAGGUUCUACCUGUAAUACAUGGAGCUGGAAGAGCUGAAAUUGUUUUGGCUGCAGUGAACUCUUCUUAUCUUUGGGAGCACUGUAAAGUCUUCAAACUCACAAAGAACAUGCAAUUAUUGUCUGGUGAUUUGACACCAGAAAAUGCACAAGAACUUAAGGAAUUCUCUGAGUGGAUCUUAACGGUUGGAGAAGGUAAAAUUGCAGAGCCUAACGAUGGCGAAGCUGAGAUCGAUAUUCCUGAAGAGUUUUUGAUUAUGGAUUCGGAUGAUCCUAUAGAAGCCAUUAGCAAAGCUGUGUAUAGGGAUAAUGCUUCGUUACAAGAAAACAAAGAACCUAAAUUUUUCGAAGAGAGAGCUAUUCUAUGUCCUACUAAUUAAGAUGUCAACAUGAUAAAUGAAUACAUGUUAGAUAAGCUUGAUGGUAAGAUUCCGUUUUUACUCCUUAACUAAAGAAAAUCUAUUUUUCUUUUUGAGGAAUUUUGUGCUGAUUAAAAAUUAUCAUUCCAGGUGAGGAAAAGAUCUACAUCAGCGCACGUAGUAUUGACUCAAUAGAUAAAAUUUCAAUUAGUGAUGAAGCUCUUGGUCCUGAUUUCCUAAACACUAUUAAGGUGUCUGGAUUACCAAACCACAGUCUUAGACUCAAGGUUGGUUGUCCUGUUAUGGUUCUAAGGAAUAUUGCUCCUACAUAAGGAUUAAUGAAUGGAACGAGGCUGCAGAUCACUCAGCUAAUGGAUUUUAUGGUUGAGGCUAGAAUCAUCACUGGAGAAAGAGUUGGAGAGAUAGUAUAUAUUCCGAGAUUGUUGAUAACACCAUCAGAUACUAGAUUUCCUUUUAAAAUGCGCAGACGGCAAUUACCUUUAGCUGUGUCUUUUGCUAUAACUAUAAACAAAAGCUAAGGACAAUCAUUAUCAGAAGUUGGGCUCUUUCUGCCAAGACCGGUCUUUUCACAUGGACAGCUAUACGUGGCAAUUUCUAGAGUGACGUCAAAGAAAGGUUUGAAAAUAUUGAUUCUGGACAAAGAUGG
Molecule: messenger RNA, 4099 nt
Organism: Brassica napus (rape)
Lineage: Eukaryota; Viridiplantae; Streptophyta; Magnoliopsida; Brassicales; Brassicaceae
Exons: 1
Coding region: 1-885 (294 amino acids)
Source: RefSeq, a predicted model, not a curated record